Molecule: messenger RNA, 2268 nt
Organism: Acanthopagrus latus (yellowfin seabream)
Lineage: Eukaryota; Metazoa; Chordata; Actinopteri; Spariformes; Sparidae
Product: mitochondrial uncoupling protein 2-like
Exons: 6
Coding region: 1208-2125 (305 amino acids)
Biological process (GO): response to cold; adaptive thermogenesis; mitochondrial transport
Cellular component (GO): mitochondrial membrane
Molecular function (GO): oxidative phosphorylation uncoupler activity
Source: RefSeq, a predicted model, not a curated record
AGGUCUACAUGUUAUGUCAUUGGUAGUAAUCCAGGAGACCUAUAACCAAUAAACAUUUAUAGGAAAACUUAGAAUUUAGUCUCAAAGUCGACAACAAUCAGUGAGGGAAUGUUGCAAACAACAAUUUACUGAAGUACUAUACUUUGACCUCAGUGUGGUGACCAACAGAACAGAACUAACAGAGAAAAUGUUUCUGCAUCAGGGCCAAAGCACUGCAUCACUUCUCAGAUGUGCUCAAGUAAUACUCAUCAUGACAAGUAAACUGAAACUUGAUGUUCCCUUUGAAUGGGUACAAAAAGUACACACACACACACACACACACACACAGCUUAGUGCAUAGAAUUUAAAGUAAACACAGACGAUUCAUCUUUGUAUCGAGUUUCUCUUGCUGUACAACAUCUUGCAUCAACAUUUACUUUAAACUAAGGCCUGCACUGCUCUUUAAAGGAGAGGACAGAACUGUGUCUUUGUCAAAAAAAAUGCUAAACUUCUAAUUGGAAAUACCUUUUUAUAGAGCUUAAUUCUCACCUCUGAUGAGCUCAUUAUCUCCCUCUGAGGCCCGAAGGAAGAAAACUCAAAACAGCCACAAGGGGCAGCAAUGAGUCCAGUCCGCACAAAGCCAGACCAGUUUACCAACACUGACAAGCCCUUGAACUGCCCACAAUCAGGGCAGUUAUUAAUUAAAUUGGUGUUUUUUUUUAAUGCAUGGCUUAAUACACAACAACAUAACAUUAUAACUGGUGCUUGUUGUAUGUUUAAAGCAGGUGUAUCUUGAGCAACAAUGACUUCCUGGUAUGUGGUGGGUCUGGUUCUCGGGCGAGGCGGUGCAGCUGUGCCUUCCUAUAUAAGAGUAAACAACUGAGCAGAAGAGGCAGGACUCUGUCAGUGAACCCUGCAGCUGCAGUCGCUCAUACUGAAGGCGUUUGCUGUUGUGAUCUUUGUUCUUGUUUUUUCAUUUUAAAGUGGCAUGAUAGUUGGGAGCUUUUUUCUGACUUAUGGAAGAACAAAAGGACUUUGCUUUCAAAACACAAACUUUUGUAAUACCUGAAACCUGACGUUGGCCGGAUCUGCCAUGAAGGGACAUGUGACUGAUAGUUUGUAAUUUUUAGGAUCUGUUAAAUCAGAACACGAACAGGAGCUGCUUUGUGUUUUUUCUGAUUGAUCGGCGCUUUUGUUCCUCAGACUUUGUUGAUCCUAAACAUUGAUCAUGGUUGGUUUAACAACUGCAGAUGUGGCCCCAACAGCUGGUGUCAAGAUCUUUUCAGCCGGAGCAGCCGGCUGUGUGGCCGAUCUGGUCACUUUCCCUCUGGACACCGCCAAAGUCAGACUGCAGAUUCAAGGUGAAUGCAGACCCUCACUGGAGGUCCAGAAGAACAGGUACAGAGGUGUGUUUGGCACCAUCCUCACUAUGGUGAAGACGGAGGGCCCGAGGAGUCUGUACAGCGGCCUGGUGGCAGGACUGCACAGACAGAUGGGCUUCGCCUCCGUCCGCAUCGGCCUGUAUGACACCAUGAAGCAGUUCUACAGCAGAGGGUCGGAGAGUGCAGGUCUCGGGACUCGGCUGCUGGCGGGCUGCACCACGGGGGCCAUGGCGGUGACUUUCGCUCAGCCCACUGAUGUGGUAAAAGUCAGGUUCCAGGCUCAGGUGCGCCUGCCUGAGAGCGGCUCGGUGAAGAGGUACAGCGGCACGAUGGAUGCCUAUAGGACCAUCGCAAGGGACGAGGGCAUUAAAGGGCUCUGGAAAGGCUGUCUGCCAAACAUAACUCGCAAUGCCAUUGUAAACUGCUCCGAGCUGGUGACAUAUGACAUCAUCAAGGAGCUCAUCCUGAAGAACGACCUGAUGACAGACAACAUGCCGUGUCACUUCACCGCAGCCUUUGCAGCAGGUUUCUGCACUACCAUCGUGGCAUCUCCAGUGGAUGUGGUUAAAACACGCUAUAUGAAUUCAGUGCCAGGGCAAUACAGCGGUGCUAUGAACUGUGCAAUUACCAUGCUGCUUAAUGAGGGGACCACCGCUUUCUACAAAGGAUUCAUGCCGGCGUUUCUUCGUCUGGGCUCCUGGAACAUUGUGAUGUUUGUGAGCUUCGAGCAGAUAAAAAGAGCUGUGGUCAGAUUUCAGCUCUGAUCUGUCUGACAGCUGGUUUAGCAGCAGAAGACGAGACUGUCUGCAUAAAGAAGCACGUGUUUCAGAGAGACGGUGUUGUUGCGACGGCUGCAUGUCCGGACCUGCUCCUCCUCAGGGAGCAAACUACACAUGCUGCUUUAUUU